GCCAGCAUGCGCCGCCGCAGAAGGGAGAGGUCUUGUGCAGGCUUUGACGAUACCCGUCGGAUCGACCGUUGCCGUGCUGCUGCUCGCCGGCGCCGCCCUGCUGGCCGCCUGUCAGCCGCGCGUCGCGGUGGAGGCGCCGAAGGAGCCGAUCACCAUCAAUCUCAACAUCAAGCUCGAUGCCGAUGUGCGCCUGGCCGGCCCGAGAGCGAAGCUGACAGCCAUGCGGAUCACACGACGCACCCUUCUUCUCCAGACCGGCGGCGCGCUGGCGGCCGGCGCCCUGCUGCUGGGCGCCGCCGCGCCGCCGGCCCGCGCCCAGAGCGCCGACGAGCUGAAGCGCCGCGGCCUGGCGGGCGAGAACCUGCAGGGCUACCUGGUGGCGCGCGACGCCUCGGUGACCGCACGGGUCGAGCAGAUCAACGCCGAGCGGCGCCGGGUCUACCAGGAGCGCGCGGCGCAGGAGGGGGUCGACGUCAGCGCGAUCGGCCAGAUCUAUGCCAGGCAGAUCAUCCAAUCCUCGCCGCCGGGCACCUGGUACCAGUCGCCCAGCCCGGCCGACGUCCCGGCCGAAGCCACCGCCUCCGCCGCCCUGCCGAGCGACGUCGACGGAGUGGUCGAGCUGCUCCAGCAUGGCAGCUACGUGGCCGACCGCAGUCUGGCGACCGUGCUGUUCCUGGCGCUGAAGCUGGGCCGGCCGCUGUUCCUGGAGGGCGAGGCCGGCGUCGGCAAGACCGAAAUCGCCAAGGUUCUGGCCGAGACCCUGGGCCGCGAUCUGGUGCGCCUGCAGUGCUACGAGGGGCUGGACGUGGCCUCGGCGGUCUACGAGUGGGACUACCCGCGCCAAAUGGUGGAGAUCCGCCUGGCCGAGGCGGCCGAGAGCCUGGACCGGGAGUCGCUGGAGUCGACCAUCUUCUCCGAGCGCUUCCUGAUCGAGCGGCCGCUGCUCAAGGCGAUCCAGCCCAACGUCAACGGCCCGCCGGUGCUGCUGAUCGACGAGCUGGACCGCACCGACGAGCCCUUCGAGGCCUUCCUGCUGGAGGUGCUGAGCGACUUCCAGAUCACCAUUCCCGAGCUCGGCACCAUCAAGGCGCCGCAGCCGCCGAUCGUGGUCAUCACCUCCAACCGCACGCGCGAGAUCCACGACGCGCUGAAGCGGCGCUGCCUCUACCACUGGGUGCCCUACCCCACGGCCGAGCGGGAACUGGAGAUCCUGCGCGUCAAGGCGCCGCACGCUCCGGAGCGGCUGAGCCGCGAGAUCGUCGGCUUCGUGCAGCGGCUGCGCGACCUGGACCUUUUCAAGCUGCCCGGCAUCGCGGAGACGAUCGACUGGGCCGAGGCGCUGACCCAGCUCGACAAGGUGGCGCUCGACCCGCAGGCGAUCGACGACACCCUGGGCGUGCUGCUGAAGUACCAGGACGACAUCGCCAAGAUCGAAGGCAGCCAGGCCGCCCGGCUUCUGGAAGAGGUCAAGCGCGACCAGGCCGACCCCUUCGCCGACGCCAAGCGCCAGCUCGAGGCGCAGGGCAGGGUCGCCGGGCUCGAGGCCGGCGACCUGGCGGCGCUGCCCGGCGGGCGCCUGGCCGAGAACAUCAUGUAUUUCGCGCGCACCCUGCGCGCCGCCGGCCUGCCGGUCGGGCCGGGCAAGACCCUCGCAGCGCUGGAGGCGGUGGAGACGGUCGGCGUGGCGCGGCGCGACGACUUCUACUGGACGCUGCACAGCAUCUUCGUGAACCGCCGCGACCAGCAGGAGGUCUUCGACCAGGCCUUCCACGUCUUCUGGCGCAACCCGAAGUUCCUCGAGCGCCUGCGCAGCCUGUUCCUGCCCGACAUCGCCCUGGACGGCGAGGAGCCCGAGGGCCAGGAGCUGUCGCGCCGCGUCGCCGAGGCCCUGCGCGCCGAGAUGCCGGGCCAGAGCGAGAGCGAUGAGGACGAGGAAGAGGUCGAGAUCGACGCGGCGCUGACCUACUCCGACAAGGAGGUGCUGCGCCACCAGGACUUCGAGAAGAUGACGGCUGAGGAGGUCGCCCGCGCCCGCGAGGCGAUCCGCAGCAUGCGCCUGCCGAUCAUGGAGGUGAAGACCCGCCGCUAUCGCCCGACCUCGGGCAGCGGCCGGGCCGACCUGCGCGCCAGCCUGCGCGCCGCCCUGCGCCAGGGCAGCGACACCAUCCCGCUGAAGUUCAAGCAGCGUCGCCGGCGCCAUCCGCCGCUGGUCAUCCUCUGCGACAUCUCCGGCUCGAUGAGCCGCUACUCGCGCAUGGCGCUGCACUUCAUGCACGCCGUGACCAACGACCGCGACCGGGUGCACUCCCUCGUGUUCGGCACGCGGCUGUCCAACAUCACCCGCUACCUGCGCAACGCCGACGUCGACGCGGCACUGCAGGCCUGCGGCGAGGUGGUCGACGACUGGGCCGGCGGCACGCGCAUCGGCGCCUGCCUGGCCGAGUUCAACCGCGUCUGGUCGCGCCGUGUGCUCGGCCAGGGCGCCGUGGUGCUGCUGAUCACCGACGGGCUGGACCGCGAGGGCGCCCAGGGCCUGGACGCGGAGAUGGAGCGGCUGCACAAGUCCUGCCGCCGGCUGAUCUGGCUCAACCCCCUCUUGCGCUACGAGGCCUACGAGCCCAAAACCAUGGGGGCAAAGGCGAUCAUGCCCCACGUCGACGACGUCCGCUCGGUGCACAACCUCGAGCGUGGGCCACUGGGCGGAGCAGGCCGCAUGAGCGAGACAGCCGUCACCUACCCCACAACCGACAGCGUGCUGCGCCAAGCCGCCGCGUGGCGCGACGCCGGCCGCAAGGCGGCGUUGGCCACGGUGGUCGCCACCUGGGGCUCCUCGCCGCGGCCGGUCGGCAGCCAGCUCGCCGUCGACGAGGAGGGCAACAUGCUGGGCUCGGUCUCCGGCGGCUGCAUCGAGGGCGCCGUGGUGACCGAGGCGCUGGAGAUCAUGGAAGGCGCCGACGGCGGCCAGCCGCGCCUGCUGGAGUUCGGCGUCAGCGACGAGAACGCCUGGGAAGUCGGCCUGGCCUGCGGUGGCACGGUCCAGGUCUUCGUCGAGGCGCGCGACGCCAAGCGGCCGGUGGCCCUGGUCACCGACAUCGGCGACGGGCGCCAGGCCCUGCUCGACGGCGCCGCGGUCGAAGGCGACCUGCCGCUCGCGCCGGCCAGCCUGGCGGCGGCCCGCGCCGCGCUGCGCGACGGCCGCUCGGGCCGUCUGGGCGAGGCCGAGCAGCUCUUCGUGCAG
Molecule: messenger RNA, 3238 nt
Organism: Symbiodinium necroappetens
Lineage: Eukaryota; Dinophyceae; Suessiales; Symbiodiniaceae
Source: the annotation of a GenBank genome assembly